UUAAAGAGCAUCGGCCAUGUCUCUCUCGGAUUUGCUGCUGCCUUUGUUUCUAUUCGUCUUUCUCACAAGAUCCCGGUCACAGUGCCCCACGAAUCCAUCCACAAUCGUGAACGACACACAGGUUCUUCUCUCUCUCCGUGACAGGCUUGGUAUCAAAGUGUGGAACGAGACCGCCAAUCCAAGAGCAUGGCGGGGUGUGGAGUGGAGCUCGGACAACGUAGUGGAGGGCCUCGCUCUGUCCAGGUUUAAUCUCUCAGGAGUUCUUCCUGCCAUCUGGGACGAGCUUCCAGCUCUGGCUCGCCUGGACCUCUCGCAAAACGGCCUCUCCUCGCUGAAAGUCCCUGGUUGCAAGAACACGCAGCUCAAGCUCCUCAACUUGAGCUCCAAUUCUCUGCGAGAGUUCCCGGGCAAUCUCUCCAGCCUCGAGAGUUUGGAAAGCCUGGACCUCAGUGCGAACUUCUUAACAAUGGCCGGGCUCCCAAAGUUUAGCUUGACGCUGCGAUCGCUCAACCUGUCCAUCAACAACUUAACUGGGAGCUUUUCCAUUGGUGGUAACCUGGGACUGGAGGCACUGGAACUCUCGCACAACGGACUCAGCGGCUCCAUUCCAGAAGCUUUCGGGGAGAUGACGAACUUGACGCGCCUGGACAUAUCGUAUAACAGGUUUAGAGGAGAUCUACCCGAUAUUUGGAGCAAGAACUUGGAGCUCAGGUACUUGCGUAUCUCCAACAAUUCGCUCCAGGGUGGUUUGCCACCGAGCUUGCGAAGGCUACGCAAGCUCUCAGAUUUACGCGCUGCAAACAACCUUCUCUCCGGGCCACUGGAGCUGGAAGAUGGCGACCUUGCAAGCAUCGAGAUUUUAUCCCUCUGGCAAAACGGGUUUAACGGAACGAUCCCGGAUACGCUGGGAAGCUUGAGGAACUUGGAGAUCCUACUUCUCACGGGGAAUCGUUUGAGUGGCGCCGUACCUUCGGAGCUUGGGAACUGCUCGAACAUCAGAGAGAUAUGGCUCGACGGCAAUGACUUGACUGGAACCAUCCCAGGCGAGCUCUCGAAGCUCUCGCAUCUCCAGAUGCUGGUUCUCGGGGGGAAUCGUUUUAGUGGCGCCAUACCUCCGGAGCUUGGGAACUUCUCGAACAUCAGAAAGAUAGGGCUCGAUGGCAAUGACUUGACUGGAACCAUCCCAGGCGAGCUCUCGAAGCUCUCGCAUCUCCAGUGGCUAGUUCUAAACGGCAACUACAUCAGCGGGGAGCUCCCUUCCAGACUCUCCAACUGCACGGAGCUCGUCUUGCUCAUGCUGGACGACAACAUGUUCUCUGGAAAUCUCCCUGCCAGCUUCGAAAAUUUGAGCCGCCUGCUCUUUCUGACGCUUUCCCACAACGAUCUUGUUGGCUCCAUCCCGGCCUCCUAUGGCAAGAUGAGCUCGCUGAUAGCCCUCAACGUUGAAUCGAACAACUUGUCUGGAGAAGUCCCGGCCAUGUUGCAAAACAUGUCGUCUCUGCAGUUCCUCCUUCUCUCGAACAACAGCUUCAGCGGCUCCAUCCCGGACUGGCUUCCCAGGCUUACGAACUUACGAGCCAUGUACUUCUCGCUUAACAGGUUCUCGGGAGAGAUUCCGGUAAGCAUUGGCCGACUGUUUGCCAACGUCCAGCUUUACCAAGAGAGCAAACGGGUUCCGCUGGAUAUUUAUACCAGCCAAGGACACGUCUACGACAGCUUCGCCUUCCCGACAACCAUCGACCUCUCCUCCAACCAGCUGACUGGAAGCAUUCCGGCGGCCAUUGGCAACCUCUACAAUCUCCAACUGCUGAACCUGAGCCACAACCAGCUAACAGGUCCCAUUCCCGAGUCCCUGGGGAAGGCAAGGAAUCUCUCUUGGGUGCUGCUUGCGAGCAAUCGUCUCAAUGGCUCCAUACCAUCGUCCGUGACAGACCUCUCGUUUCUCACUGUCUUCGACGUCUCCAACAAUAGCCUGGUGGGACGGACACCUGACAGCACGCAACUCUCGUCCAUGGACGCGGCUCUCUUCGCAGGGAACCAGCUCUGUGGCUUGCCACUGACCAUCACCUGUUCGAGCACUGUUACGCCGCCGCAUAGACCUAAAAGAGACGGACAAGGUGGUAGCGAACAGGACCAUAGGGACGUGACAACACUUGUCACUGUCGCCAUCUUCGUGGCAGCCUUCUUCAUCGCGUUCUUCUGGACCUACUUUGCGACAAUCCACAGAGCUCAUUCCCAGCUCUGUGGAUGCUGGCAAUCAAAUCUCUAGCUCAUCUACCGUGCCGCUGCCAUCCUUUCUAGCUUCCAUGAUAAUCCAUCACCAUGACCGCUUAAUGAAAAUCAAUCCUACAUUUUAUGGCUAAACUUCAUUACCACAUAACAGUAUUGAAGCUCAACUCAUUUAAAUGGCCAAAGUCAA
Messenger RNA from Selaginella moellendorffii, 2419 nucleotides. Its product is annotated as probable inactive leucine-rich repeat receptor kinase XIAO. Bases 17 to 2269 code for a protein of 750 amino acids. The transcript has a single exon. The record is from RefSeq and is a predicted model, not a curated record. Lineage: Eukaryota; Viridiplantae; Streptophyta; Lycopodiopsida; Selaginellales; Selaginellaceae. Gene Ontology annotation, molecular function: protein binding.